ACAAACCCCUUCCUCCCAAUUACUGCCUGUCAGCGCAAAAUUUAUGAAUUUUUUUUUGUUCUUCAUAGUUACUGCUUGAGUCUGCUUGACUCUGAUCUAUUUGCUCUAUCAUCUGCAUUGCAUAUAAAAUGGUCAAGAAGGCCAUCGACUCGCGUAUCCCGACGCUGAUUCGGAAUAACGUGCAGGAACACAAGCGCAGUUUCUUCAUCAUCAUCGGCGACCAUGCUCGCGAUCAGCUCCCAAACCUCCACUACCUGCUCUCGUCCACGGACCUCAAAAUGAACAAAUCCGUUCUGUGGGCCUACAAGAGCAAGCUUUUGGGUUUCACCAGUCACCGUAAAAAACGCGAGACAAAGAUCAAACGCGACAUCAAGCGCGGCGUCCGAGAAGCAAACUCAGAAGAUCCAUUCGAGCUCUUCGUCGGCCUGCAGAGCAUCCGCUACGUCUACUACAAAGAAACCGAGAAAAUCCUCGGCAACACCUUCGGCAUGUGCAUCCUGCAGGACUUUGAGGCCCUCACUCCCAACCUUCUCGCGCGAACGAUCGAGACCGUCGAAGGCGGCGGCAUAGUCGUCAUUCUCUUGAAAACAAUGUCGAGCCUCAAGCAGCUCUACACAAUGACCAUGGACAUCCACUCGCGGUACCGGACCGAGGCGCACGACGACGUCGUCGCGCGCUUCAACGAGCGCUUCAUUCUCUCGCUCGGAAGCUGCGAGUCUUGUCUUGUCGUCGACGACGAACUCAACGUGCUCCCCAUCUCCGGCGCAAAGAACGUCAAGCCUCUGCCGCCCGUGGACGAGGACGACGAGCAGGGUAACCUGUCAAAAGAGGCCAAGGAGCUCAAGCAGCUCAAGGAGAGCCUCGAAGAUGUGCAGCCCGCGGGCGCGCUCGUGGGUGUCGCAAAGACCGUAGAUCAGGCAAAGGCGAUCGUCACCUUUAUCGAAUCGCUAGAAGAGAAAUCGCUACGCGGCACCGUGACCUUAACCGCCGGCCGAGGCCGGGGUAAAUCCGCUGCGAUGGGUCUUGCCGUAGCGGCAGCGGUAUCACACGGCUACUCAAACAUCUUCAUCACCUCCCCCAGCCCGGAGAAUUUGAAAACCCUAUUCGAAUUUAUCUUCAAGGGAUUCGACGCCCUCGGCUACGACGAGCACAUGGACUACGACAUUCUACAGUCGACUGAUCCCGAGUUCAACAAAGCAAUCGUGCGCGUCAACAUCUUUAGAUCUCAUCGCCAGACUAUCCAGUACAUCCGCCCGCAGGAUGCUCAAGUGCUCGGCCAGGCCGAGCUCGUCGUGAUUGACGAAGCGGCCGCGAUCCCCCUGCCUCUGGUCAAGAAGCUUCUUGGCCCAUACCUAGUGUUUAUGGCUUCGACCAUCAACGGAUACGAGGGAACCGGUCGUUCGCUCUCGCUCAAGCUUAUCCAACAGCUACGCGAACAGUCACGCAUGAUUGCUCCCAAAAAGGAAAACAGCGGUUCGUCGUCGUCGUCGGCAAGCGGGAACGCGAUCGCGGUCGUGGAUCGAUCGGGUAAGCAGUCGACGAAUUUCAACCUUUCGGGUGGGUUCGGGAGCCGCACUCUACGCGAGAUCGAGCUAAACGAGCCCAUUCGGUAUGCACCCGGUGACGCGGUUGAGAAAUGGCUCAACAAGCUUCUCUGUCUCGAGGCGACCUUGCCGCCGAGCAUAUCCUCUGCCGGCGGAAAGAAGCGGUUCCCGCAUCCGAACGAGUGCCAGCUGUACUGCGUCAAUCGGGACACGCUCUUCUCGUUCCAUCCGGUCUCUGAGGCGUUUCUGCAUCGGAUGAUGGCGCUCUACGUCGCGAGCCACUACAAGAACACGCCGAAUGAUCUUCAACUUUUGAGUGAUGCCCCCGCGCACCAGCUCUAUGUGUUACUACCCCCGACCGACGAAUCCGAUCAUCGGCUGCCGGAACCCCUUUGUGUUGUGCAACUCGCGCUCGAAGGUGAGAUCUCCAAGCAGAGUAUCAUGAACAACCUGAACCGGGGCCAACGCGCGGGCGGCGAUCUCAUUCCCUGGAUUGUCUCGCAGCAGUUCCAAGACUCGGAGUUUGGAACUCUGUCUGGCGCACGUGUUGUGCGUAUCGCUACGCAUCCAGAGUACACAAAGAUGGGGUACGGCUCGCGCUCGAUGGAGCUGCUGACAGAGUACUUCCAAGGCAAAUUCGCGCCGCUCGUAGAGCCGACGGCCGGCGUGAGCGCGACCGAAAAGAAGGUUGCGACCGUCACCGACACUGAACUCGAGUCUGGGUCCGAGCAGCUGCUGACGGAGACAAUCAAGGUCCGCGACGCAAAGAGCAUGCCGCCGUUGCUGCUCAAGCUGUCGGAGCAGUCGCCUUCGCGUCUCGACUACCUCGGCGUGUCAUACGGUCUCACGCCGCAGCUGCUCAAGUUCUGGAAAAAGGGCGGGUACAAGCCCGUUUACCUGCGCCAGACGGCGAACGAGCUGACGGGCGAGCACACGUGCGUCAUGAUCAAGCCGCUGACGCCGAACGGGGACAGCGAAUGGCUCGAUGCGUUUGCGUCUGAUUUCCGGAAACGGUUUGUGCAGUUGCUUGCCUACGAGUUCCGCGACUUUGCGGCCGUCACAGGUCUGUCUGUGCUCGAGUCCGCGGCCGUGAGCCAGAAGGGGUAUAUCAGCAAGAAGGACGUCGACAGCCUGUUUUCGCCGUAUGAUUUGAAGCGGCUGGAGUCGUAUGCCAACAAUUUGCUUGAUUACCACGUGAUUGUGGAUCUCUUGCCGCCGAUCGCGCAGCUCUACACGCAGAACCGACUUCGGACGCUGAUCUCAGAGACGGAGGAGGAGGUGAAGUUGUCGGCUGUGCAGGCGACGAUUCUGCUUGGAAUUGGUUUGCAAAAGAAGGACGUGACGACGAUGGAGAAAGAACUGGGUCUGCCAAGCAGUCAGAUCCUGGCGAUGUUUGCAAAGAGCAUCCGCAAGAUCUCGACAUUCUUCCGAGGUGUGCAAGAGCGCGCUGUGGAGGAGUCGCUGUUCAGCUCGUCUGAUAAGAUCAAAAGCGAGGCGCAGAACGGCAAGGACGUCUCGUCGGCUGUUGUCCCGGCCGAAGAAGGCAUCGAUGACGAGGAACUGAUGAACGGUGACUUGGUGUCUGGCUUCACGCCCAUGGCGCAGCGACUGGCCGACGACCUCGCGGACGCGGGCGCGGAGGUGCUCGACGAACUCAAGGAGAAGCAGAAAGAGCUGAUCAACGCCCUCGACCUGACGCAGUACGCGAUCGACACCGACCCGGCCGAGUGGGAUAUCUCUGACCGACUUGCGGGCCGGAUUGCGAAGGACGGCAAGGGCGUCGUGAGCGUGAAGAGCGGGAAGGAAAGGAAGCGCAAGGGUGAGGCGGGGACUGCUGCAGAGAUCUACGACGAGGAGCUCAAGAAGCUUGAGAAGACCAAGUUGGGCAGCAGCAGCGGGAAGCGUAGUUCGAAGAAGAGCCGGCGGGCGUAGGUGUAGUGUAGUGUACAGCAAUCCAAAAGUCAUUCUCAUCUUAUCCGAACCCGAAGCCGACCUUAAUUCUUAGUUUCAGGGGUAGCGCUGUCAUCGGAGCUUAAACAAUUACUCAUCAAUUAGCUCAUUCUGCCUGUUGGGGGACCCGUGCUGAGGUGUACGCGUGCAGGCGGCGGAUGUGCUGAGUUGUACGCGCAGAGGAAAUACUGCGGCCGGACCUGGGCGCCUGAGUUUGUCCGAUGGAGCGGGUUACGAGCUUUUUUGCGCG
This is a messenger RNA of Myxozyma melibiosi, 3744 nucleotides long. RefSeq names its product putative nucleolar ATPase Kre33. The coding region runs from base 129 to 3476 and encodes 1115 amino acids. The transcript is spliced from 3 exons. Gene Ontology annotation, biological process: rRNA acetylation involved in maturation of SSU-rRNA. The record is from RefSeq and is a predicted model, not a curated record. Gene Ontology annotation, molecular function: 18S rRNA cytidine N-acetyltransferase activity; tRNA binding; ATP binding. Gene Ontology annotation, cellular component: nucleolus; 90S preribosome. Lineage: Eukaryota; Fungi; Ascomycota; Lipomycetes; Lipomycetales; Lipomycetaceae.